Diplodia corticola is the source of this 3633-nucleotide messenger RNA. RefSeq lists its product as uncharacterized. Lineage: Eukaryota; Fungi; Ascomycota; Dothideomycetes; Botryosphaeriales; Botryosphaeriaceae. The transcript is spliced from 6 exons. Bases 1 to 3633 code for a protein of 1210 amino acids. The record is from RefSeq and is a predicted model, not a curated record.
AUGGCACUCGCCAACUCCUUCGUCUCGCGCCAUUCCCGCUCCAGCUCCAGCUCCAGCUCCGCUGCCGCCGCGCCGCCACCUGCGUAUGGCGAGCAGCAGACCGAUGGGCCGUCGGUCGAGGCCCCUGCCUUGCCACCAGACUUCACCUCCCGUCUGCAGGCCCUGAGCAUCGAUCCGCUUCGUAGCCAAGACGUUCCCACCGCCGACGAGUGCAUAGUUCAUCUGAAGUUACUGGAAGCCUUCUACAAUCUCCGCCAGGACAUCGAAACCUCCGAGGGUGUUUUCGGUAUCGCCAGCCCGACGCCCCCCACCGACGCCCCACGGUACGGGGACGAGGCGCUCAGCCAGGAGGCUGAGCCGCAAGAUGGCGCAGUCGAUGGGGAGUUGAAGAGCAAGGUCAAGCGGGUCCGCGAAAAGAGAUGGGCAGUCUACGUCUCGCGUGCCGUUGAGCGUUAUGAGCAGUGGUUCCUCAAGCGUAUCCCCAAGCUCACCGGCGGCGAGAUGAAAGGCCCCAUCACCGUCACGCAACUAGCUGAAGACGCCACCCUACACGACACUGCCGGCUUCUUGGGUGAGCGACUUCAGAACUUCUUCCCGGAGAACCUGCCACCGCUUGACGUCCUCAUGGUGUGGCAUGCGCAUACGCUCAACCCCCGCAUGUUUUUCGAGGACUGCCUGCGCCAUGGUUGUUUGGAUUUCUGGGCCACUGGUCUACCGUGGGCCGACAUCAAUACCUGUAUUGACAACACCACUUUUGAUUACGAUGUUGGUGAGCCCGUCAAGGCCGGAUGGACGCACAACACGCUCCUCUCCUGGGAAAAUCUGGACGAUCCAUCUGAUAAGGAGAUUCGUUGCCCUUUCUGCACACAAGCGACCCUUUUGUCCAUGCCCUGGUCAAGCGGCGCGGGCUAUCCCUCCGGCUCUGACGCAGAGUUUGCUCCCGGAAAUGGCUAUGCCGACGCCGACUUCGCCCAGACUUGCCCUAAAUGUCAGUCUACCAUCACGCAUGACACUCUUGAGGUGUGGCAGUUCCGUCAAGACAUCGCACUCCUGCUGAAAGAAGAUGUGCCGUUGGGUGGUACGGUGUUAUAUAACAAGCUAGGCCGGCCACCCGCUCACCUGAAGUGGUAUCGCCCACUCUCCCUCUUCGCUAGUGACUGGAUCAAGGAACCUGCAUGUCAUACCAAGCUGCUCGAGGCCACGGAUUUGAGAAAGGACCCCGAUGCAAGUCUCAAUACAGUGAGAGGCGUUCUUCAAGAUUUGAUGCAUACAAUGAGUUUCCGAUUCAUCGGGCUCAAACUGGGCAGGCCCCGAAGUGAAAGUGCUAUCAUGCCUGAGCGCAUAUCUGUUCGUCGAAUGAUGUCUCGCUACUGGAAGAACCAUUCUGUCUUUGGCAUCAACCUGGUCGGCGCAGUGAUUCGGCAGGGAACUUUCAUCGAGAAGAUGCAUAACAUCGGCUGGCUAUUCUCGCCGACGGUCUACUCGAUCGCUGACCGUCUGCUCCGAAAGUACAAGAAUUUCUUCACAAUCAUAGCAUUGGAUCCCAGGAACUGCAGGGUCGUGCCGACCCUUGACGUCGACCUCGCGUGGCACACGCACCAAAACUUUCCGUCCAAGUACUACAACUUCUGCCAGACUGUUUGCGAUGGUGUCUUCAUCGACCACGAUGACAAAGUCGAGGAAGCCAAGCUCGACAAGUCCUUCGAAUGGACCAGCAGGAAGUACCAACGCCUGUUUGGUGAGCCCUACUCCGAGUGCACCUGCUGGUACUGCGAAGCCAUCCGCGAGUCCCACACGACGCCGCUCUCCCGCCUCUUCCGCACCACCAACCAUUCGGUUUCGGCUUCGGUGCACGAGGCAGAUGCCGAGUACCCCAGCGACGCACAUUCCGGCCCUCACAUCUCCUCUCACAACUCGGUUCGCACAAACGACAGCUACUCCUGGUCCGCCGCCCACCGCCGUUCGCACCUCGAGAGGGCCUACGCCGCGGCUGCCCGCCGCGCCAAAAAAGAGGGCCGCGAGCCGCCUGUGCGCGAGGGGUUCUACGCUGCCCAUGAUGCCAAGGACGCCUUCGCGUGCGCCCCGUUCGUCGGCUACGGCCACGGCACAGACUCGCUCGGCGGCGCCGGCUAUGUCGGCGGCGAUCCGGGUUACGCGGAGAUCGGGUCUGGCAUAGCCGGAGGGUGUUGUAAGGGCACGUGCGGCGGUAUGUGGCUGCUGCAUGAGGACUACGGCUGGUUACAAAUAGCUUCGGAUCCAGCCCGCCCUUGGACCUACAUUGCAAUGAGGUCGCACGCAUCCCCAAGCUCAAAGUCGAAGAGACGCGGACCCAAGCGCACCAAGCUGAACACAAGCCGCAUCCGGUCCGCGGAGCGUCUGAUCACUGGAAAGAGUGGGCCUGCUGGGUCGAAGAUCGCUCGCCGCACGGAAUACUCACCUCCCCCGCACAUCAGGCAUGCUCAAAGUCUUGCUCUCUUCCUGAAGCUGCCGCCCGAGCUACGGCGACUGGUUUACAAACAUGUCUGGCACUACUCCUACUGUCCUUACGAACGAAGGCUACUUUCCGAUGACCUCGCCUGGAUUGGCCCCAAUUUCAACACGUGGAUAUGCUUUCCUAAAGUAGUCCUUCACAUGGAUCCUUUCAUCAGGAGAGAAUUCCUCGGUGAACUGUGUCGACAAUUCUCUCUCAACAUCACUUUCGAUGUCAAACAUGGACCUCACGUUUUUGCCGGACCUCUCAAGUCUCCGUCGACUCUGUUCCUAGAACACGUCCGCCGCUGCAACGUUGAAUGGACUUUGUGCAGGCCUGUUGUAUUCACGAGGGCUCGAGGCCUUCGCUUCCAUUUCCACAACGAGGCCGACCUCAUUCUCCUCAGAACUGGACUUCGCAAGCUUAUCAAAGUCUUGGAGACGUCUCCAUUGCUCCAAGAAGUCACUUUCAUUCUCCAUUUUUGCCGCUUCGAGACUGAGAAUAUCAUUAUGAGCGCAUUUCACGAUGCAGCAUCCAUGUUCUCGCUCCCAGCACGCCAGAAACUCAAAAGGCUGACAUUGCUGGUGGCUCCUUGGAACGUCAUCAUCGACGUGAGGGGUGGACAAUUGAGGGGACAGGCUGGAGGCUCUGUACCCAUCAUUCACCUCAAGCCUCGCAUUGGAAAUUUCCACUCUCCCGAUUGCCCUCACUGCGAACAGUUGUGGAAGGACAGAACGAGUGUGGACAUCUGGAGCGAGUUGAAGGCUGAGGUCGGACUACGGCAGAUUAUUCCCAGCACCGGCCACCCCGUCAUCAGGUACCCCACCACAGUCCACCAGAGAGAUCAGGCCCUAAUGUUCGACGAAUAUUCCUGGGAUCGCUCAUCCUUUGAUGUGUCGUUACCCGGCCCUUUGGAGGGCAUCAAAUCUAUCAAUUGGGCUCUUACUGGAAUGGGUUCACUGGCACUCAUGUUGGUCAAGCAAACAAUCACACACACCAGGGCUGUGGUUGCUCCGAUUCGUGUCGCGCUGAAUGCUAUAUUGCUACUGAGAGCAACAAUCGCCAGGAUUUCGGAAAUCCUGGGCCGCGGCAUGCGUCACAAUCCUGACAGUAGCGAUCGCGCUGCCGAUCCUGAGCAGCUACCUGAGAAGCCGCGUACUUGA